GUCGGUUGUAAAAAUGGCAGAGCUAUUAGCCAUUUAUCAUUGCUAAUGAAUAUUAAUGACCAGACGAGCCCUAAGCUCCGCCCACGUCCACAUCGAAAGCUCGGAGCUGUCAGUCAUCCGAGGAGCUGAGGACUUCUGAACGCAUCCUUUAGCAGCCAAUUAAAAAUUUGGACAUCUAAGAAUCACACAUCAUCUCAGUCUAAAUAAAACUGGCGAUGACAGCAAAAGUGGGUGAAAACUGAUGGCCAAAAAUGCAAACUCGAAUUAGUUCUUUAAAGAUGGGAUUUUACAGAACAUUGAGCAGGAUCACUAACUGCUUCAACCAAAGAGCAACUUGAACAGGAAUUCUCUCUGAAUCUGGUGCCCUAAAUCUGUUGGACUACUAAAUAUUGUUGCUUCGCAGUGCUGGAUGCCUAGAAUAGCUGAAGAGAAGAAAGAGAAUGGCGAAGAUUUGUACAAAGCAAUCCUACCCAUCCAGACACGUGCUUUCAGUCCGAGCCCCUGAAGAGGAACUGGACCAGACUGAAAAUUGUGCAAGCAGGGCACAUUCUCUAAGUGAGAACAACUCCUCUGACAUGCAGGGGAUCAUUUCUUCUGCAACCAGCCAGUUUCAGGAAUCCAGGAGAAGCUCUUUCACAGGUGCUGGGGCUAUGGCAAGGCUCACUCGGUUUCUGGUAAUGCUGAGGAACUGGGCAUCACACAGGCUUCGCAGAGAGGUUGAGCGUCCCGACUCCUUUUUAGAGCGAUUCCGUGGACCUGACCUCAAAGACUUAUCUAGCCGAGGAAGUAAUGCCCGAUCCUCUAUAGGUCUUCCUGACAGGCCUCAUAAGAGGAAAAAAGCCAAUCACUGGCCUCUGGCAGCUUACAAUAUGAACAACUGCAACAACACAGAUGACAAAAAGGAAGACAAAAAGGAAGAAAUAAAAAAAGAUGAGAAAAAAGAUGAAGACAAGAAGGAAGAGAAAAAAGAUGAGAAAAAGGAUGAGAAAAAAGAUGAGAAAAAGGACGAAAAGAAGGAUGAUAAGAAAGAUGAUAAAAAGAAAGAUGCUCCUCCUCCACCGAAAGAAGUGUGGAUCAUGGACCCAGCCUCAGACAAGUAUUACAGAUGGCUUUCAGUCAUAGCAGCCCCAGUGUUUUACAACCUGAUGAUGCUGGUGACAAGGGCCUGUUUCAAUGAGCUUCAGAACUCUUACACAAUGCUUUGGAUCAUCAUGGACUAUACCUCAGAUGUAAUCUAUUUUGUAGACACGUUUGUCAGAUCAAGAACAGGCUUCUUGGAGCAGGGUCUCCUUGUCAAAGACUCAAAGAAGCUGAUGGAUCAUUACAGGAAAAUCCCACAGUUUAAAUAUGACAUGAUUUCAAUGAUCCCGACGGAUUUAAUAAUGCUCCAAGUGGGCUUCAACAACCCUGAACUUCGCUUCAACCGCCUUUUCAAAAUGGCACGUCUCUUCGAGUUCUUCGACCGCACAGAAACCCGAACAAACUACCCCAACAUUUUUCGCAUCAGCAACCUCGUACUUUACAUCCUGAUUAUUAUUCACUGGAACGCUUGCAUUUUCUUCGCUAUUUCCAAAACGAUUGGUUUUGGGACUGACACAUGGGUAUAUCCAAACAUCAGCCAUCCAGAAUACGGCCGCUUGGCCAGAAAGUACAUCUACUGUCUGUACUGGUCCACUCUGACUCUCACCACAAUCGGAGAAACGCCACCUCCUGUUAGAGACAUUGAAUACUUGUUUGUCGUUAUGGACUUCCUCAUCGGAGUGUUGAUUUUCGCUACCAUCGUCGGUAACGUCGGUGCCAUGAUCUCCAACAUGAAUGCUUCUCGUGCUGAAUUUCAGGCCAAGAUCGACUCCAUCAAGCAGUACAUGCAGUUCCGUAAGGUCAGCAAAGACCUGGAGGCCAGGGUCAUCAAAUGGUUUGACUACCUUUGGACGGAGAAGAAAACUUGCGAUGAGAAGGAGGUCCUGAAGAACCUUCCAGACAAGCUCAAAGCUGAAAUAGCCAUCAAUGUCCAUUUAGAUACACUGAAGAAGGUGCGAAUCUUCCAGGAUUGUGAAGCUGGACUUCUCAUCGAGUUGGUGUUGAAGCUGCAGCCUCAGGUGUUCAGUCCUGGAGAUUAUAUAUGUAAAAAGGGUGACAUUGGUCGAGAAAUGUACAUCAUCAAAGAAGGAAAGCUUGCCGUAGUGGCCGAUGAUGGCAUCACGCAGUUUGUGGUGCUCAGUGAUGGCGCUUACUUCGGAGAGAUCAGUAUUCUUGGAAUCAAAGGCAGUAAAGCCGGAAACAGAAGAACGGCGAACAUUCGUAGCGUCGGCUAUUCGGACCUCUUCGCACUGUCUAAAGAUGACCUUGUGGAAGCGCUUACUGAAUACCCAGAUGCCAAAAAAGCCCUGGAGGAGAAAGGGAAGGCCAUCUUAAGGAAGGACAACCUUCUUGAUGAGGUGGCUGCAAGCGCCGGUGCUGAUCCCAAAGAUCUGGAAGAGAAGAUUCACCGCCUAGAGAGCAACCUUGAAGUCAUGACUGGCAAGUUUGCCAAGCUUAUGGGAGAAUACACAUCCUACCAGAGCAAGAUAAAACAGAGGAUCACCAACAUGGAGAACAAAGUGAAAACACUACGGGUAGAAGAUCUGUCUGAGGUUGUUGAGGACAAAAAAGAAGAAGAGAAGAAGACCAAAUAGUUAACAGAAUAGACAUUGGAGUUAAUGGGGUUUCCUAUCCAUGGACACAUUUCUUAACAUAGUACAUUACUUUUAAACUGUUUAUACUUGUUUAUAAGUUUUACAUGACAAUGUUGUACUAAUUGCCAUAUAUGUGUGUUGAAAUGUAAAGCUGAUGUUGUAUUUAUUCAAUAUGUGCAGUAAGAACAGCUCAGACGACAGAAUUGAGGAGAGAGAUACACUACCAUUCAAAGGUUUGGGGUUUUAAAAUGAUUUAGUAUUUUAAAAAAAAGUUUCUUAUGCUUACCCAGGCUGUAUUUAUAGUUACAGUAAAAAUAGUAA
This is a messenger RNA of Cyprinus carpio (common carp), 2996 nucleotides long. Its product is annotated as cyclic nucleotide-gated channel cone photoreceptor subunit alpha-like. Bases 441 to 2675 code for a protein of 744 amino acids. The transcript has 9 exons. Gene Ontology annotation, cellular component: intracellular cyclic nucleotide activated cation channel complex; plasma membrane. Gene Ontology annotation, molecular function: intracellularly cGMP-activated cation channel activity; cGMP binding; intracellularly cAMP-activated cation channel activity. Lineage: Eukaryota; Metazoa; Chordata; Actinopteri; Cypriniformes; Cyprinidae. The record is from RefSeq and is a predicted model, not a curated record. Gene Ontology annotation, biological process: monoatomic cation transmembrane transport.